This is a messenger RNA of Amoebophrya sp. A25, 4903 nucleotides long. NCBI's taxonomy places the organism in Eukaryota, Dinophyceae, Syndiniales, Amoebophryaceae. The record is from the annotation of a GenBank genome assembly.
AUGGCGAAUUUUGGAGGAGAUGCAGAUGGAUAACAUUGUACAAGUUAGAGUUACAGUGAUGCAGAUGAAGAACAUUGUACAAGUUAGAGUUACAGUGAUUUUCAUUUUGGUAGGAGUAGAUGUAGAAGUGGUAGUCCACCUAGUUGUAAAGCUAAUUAAUAUAGAUAUCCUACGUGGUUUUAUUGUUAGGAGAUCAUAUGUUUUCUUGUUGAACAUCAAAAGAACCUGAUGAUAUAUGUUUUCUUGUUGAACAUCAAAAGAACCUGAUGAAACACAGAUCUGCGAUAAGUUUGCGAUUUCGCGCAUAUUGAUGAAGACCGUGAAUCACUACAACGAGCCUAAACUACUUGCCAGGGGGAUUCACGUAGUGGAGCGAUUCGUGCAACAGCAACCAGCGGUACUACUGAUAACCGUGUUCAAAUUUUUGCUCACCUCUUCUAGACAGAUCCUCACAGUCAGUGUUGAUACCUCGCUAGAGGCACAACUGCCAUUCCGCCAACCAACUUUUCAGGACGUCGACGAAGUCCUCUUCAAUUCGCUUUUGGACGCCUGCUGCAGAACAAGGGAUAUGGCAAGGCUCGAGUCCAUUCUAGCGAAAAUGAGGAUAAACGGCAUCCAGCCAAGUUCCGUGACGCUGGGCAUAUUAGUGAAGGCUUAUGGACAGGUACCCCUACCCAGACUUACUUCUAUGCUAACCAAGGCUUCAUUCUUUUGAUACUGAACUGAAUUAAUGAGAGGCAGAUCAUCUACGAGUUCAGAAGUAGUUAUCUGUUGUUCAACAUAUGAAUAUAUUCAGGCUGGCGACAUCGAAUCUGUCUGGAGAGAGUGGCAGAGGAUGAAGGAAGCAUUGACAGAGAACGCAAACGCUGUAACGUUUGGAUGCAUGUUAGACGCUUGUGUCAAAUGUGGUGACAUCGAGAAGGCGCUGUUCGUUUUCCAAGACAUCAAGAGGAUUGGCAAGCACCACAAUACGAUUCUCUAUACGACGUUGAUGAAGGGAUACGGGAUGGCAAGGAACCUGGACGGAGCGAUCGGGUUGUUUAAUGAUUAUGACAUGUUGAUACUUGGGUCCUACUUUCUCAUUCUAUCCUCGAUAUGAAUAUCUUCUACUCUUGAAGAAAGUAAAGUUCAGUUUCGCUUCGGAUCGACUUAGAGCACUCUCUUGUUUCAGAAUUCCGUACUACCCCUCAAUUACACUUAUUCGAAAUCUUGAAAUAACCGAGUUGCUGACUGAAAUAAGGGAAAUAGCCCUUCCAAGAAGCAGCCCUUCCUUGUUCAGUAUCUUCUCGGUUAUUCUUAUCAGUUACCGCUUCGCCAUUCCAAUCUUUGCGUGAGAUCCAUCGUGUAUACCAUCACAUCUAUGACGCCCUUAAGGCAGUCUGCCCUGUACUUUGUGCGCGCUUAAUUGUAAGUAUGAUUGUAACUUGCUUAUUUCCGAAGGUUUCCGAAUACUCUUUCUAACGGGGAAUGAAAGCCGAACAAGUUCCAGUGAACACGAUUACCUUCAAUUCGAUGAUUGACGUUGCUGUACGGGCUCAUGAUUGCGGGAAAGCUGAGGAAUUGUACCAGGAACUUGAGCAGACAGCGGGAAUCGAACCCGAUCUGAUCACGUAUUCAACGUUGAUCAAGGGAUUCUGCCAACUCGGCGACCUCAAUAAAGCCUUGCAUUACAUGGCAUUAUUGAAAGGACGAGGACUGUACCCAGAUGAACUGGUACUACUUAAUAUGAGACAGUCAUAUGUUGUCAAGAACAACAUUCAUAGUCAGACUAUGAAUGUUGUUCUUGACCUACUAGACCGACGUAGAGGUAGAAGGCCUUAAGAAUGUUAUCAUGCUCAACGAUGAGCAGGAGUCCCUUUUUCAUCUGGACUAGAAAAUCCGGGACGGAUGAAUGCUCAAAAAUUUCCCCCGAUCCGACCUCGUCCUUUUUCUUCACCACGACCAGGUCUUCAAUUCCCUGCUCGAUGGCUGCGUGAAAGCUAACGAUCUCAGUACGGGCUUGGCCCUCUUCGACGAGAUGAAGGAUGAGGCAGCUGCCGGAGGAAUUGGGCAGCCCAGUCAUGUCACCUAUCAGAUUCUCGUGAGGCUGUAUCGGAGGUCAGGAUAUUCCGAGUUGGAGACCGAGAACAACGUUCACUACCUGUACCGAAGUUAUUAUAACAGAGUAUUUUAUAGAUAUAGAACGGUGGAUGUAGGAUGUUUAGAUUAGAUAUUUCACAAGAUUAAAAACAAGGUCAUAUAAUCUUCAUAUUAGUACCUUCCCCCUAAAACUCGGAGAUGAACAGAGCUGUAGUUUAUAGCACGGAUGUAGGAUGGACUUGGAAAACAGAUGAUGAGGAAUGUGAGGCUGUAUCGGAGGUCAGGAUAUCACCGCGAAAAGCUCCUCUAAAAAGUAACGAAUAAAGUUAAGAGCUUAAGCUUAUUAUUUUGAUUUUCUACUGCUUCUAGUCUUUUGUCAGGUGUACGAGUUGUACAAUGGUGGAUAAGAAAGUUGAUGUACUACCUAAUCAUUUUGAAGAUCUUAUCUUCCUCUCACCUAGUUCACGACCCAUUUUUCACACAACCUGCAGGUUCACCAGUGCUGGAAUUCCUAUUCCUCGCAAUGUUGGUAUGCGAGGGCGAGGACACCAAGGACGAAGACAGGGACCUCGAAAGUACUAAGUAACUUUUAUUUUGUAAUUGAAAAACUUGAUCGGAGGUGGACGAACUGGAAACUCCAUGCGGUUGCAGUGACUGACAAUCUAUACUCUUACUCAUCAAGAACGACCAGCUUUUCUACUUUCACAACUAUCUGCACAAUCUUCACUCCUCCAGCCGCCAGAAGUUCCUCGGUUCAUCGGCGCAUCCGCAUCAGCAGGGGCACCAGCAAGGGCAGCAGCAAGGCGGGGGUGGGUACAACUCCCAACAUCAUGGAGCAGGAGGUCAACAUGUUCACGGCCACGGAGGAAAAGACGGUAGUAGAAGCAAUCAAGCAACUGCUAGUGCGCCUAGUAUUAAGGCUUGAGGAAAUGGAAUAAAUCCAUCUUGAUCUUCCCCAGGCAGCAUCUCAGUCGGACGGUUUUUCAACGGACCUUUUUUCAAGGGAGGGCCGGCGGCCACUGAGAUGCUCACCAAGAAGGAUUUGUGCAAGGUCAUCUAACAGUAGUAGCAAAAGCAGUGCUGGAAAUUCAAGCUCCUCGUCGAAUAAUCUCCAGGCAGGACAUGGCAUCAGCGGUGGACAUCAUUAAGGCCAAUGGAUAUGGAUUUACUUUUCCUUACUUGUCUGUCACCACUAAUAUCUAAAAAGUGAAGAUGAUACCGUAGAAGAUACCAACGACAAGCUGUUGUAGAUCUGCAUCUGAGAUACAAAAAAUAAUACACUGUAAUCCUCAGAACAAGAAGUACAAGAACUUCUAACUCUACGCACCGAGAAACUACACUUCGCCUGUGAGCGGUUCACCAAGAUAUGGAGCAGUCUAUUCGCAGCAACAUGAGCAACGUCAACAGAAUUUGCUUGAGACGAGAACUACAUAGCAGACUAUCGAAGACGAGCUAUCAUGCGGGGAAGAGAUUUUUGUGAAGUUCGAAGAGAUUUUUGUAAACAUAACGAUAUUAUAAAUAUAUAACUUCGAUGUCCUAGAAGUUGAGAUGUCAAGAUGAAUAUUUUUACAUGUUUCUUUCCGAGAAUACAACUACUAAGAAUUAAGAACGAUUAUGAACUACAGCUUCAUUCUAGUUCUUCGUCGACAUUGAGCCUCCUCUUUUCUACUUGUUACCCAGUACUACACGACAAAGACAACAUUCAAUGUUAGAUUCAGGAUCAUUCACUUACAAAUAAUUUUGAUAAUGCAGUAUUUAAAGAAAAUAGGUUUUUCUUGGGGGAACCCCUACCAAGUAGGAUGAAAGUACUUAUUGUACAGGCACUCCUUCUACUACGUACACGUAAUAUAUAAAAAUAGGAUAAUGAUAAACCAAAAUGUCAAGGACCUUUUUCCUUCGAACUGACCACCAUUCACUAGAACUGACCACCAUUCACUAGUAAAAGAAUGUUGCAGUAGAUGGAUUGGAGGUCAGGACGAGGUUUCUAGAGGCGCUUCGCUUGAUGCUUCGUUUUUACUGGUAGAUGAAAAUGACCUUGAUCUCUUUGUUAUGCAUAUUAUCGCCCCUCUUCAUGAAUUUUGUUCCUUAUGCCCAUUCAUCUUCAAGCACACUCAACCGAGACGCUCUCAGCCCGACACCCAUCGUCCCAUCCUUUAUUUUUCCGCAUAAUUCUUGUUGCGUCUGUUGGAGGAGGUUUGCAACGAAGAUAGCUUUCUGCAUAGUGUUGAUGUACAGCUAUAAUAUAUUUUUCGAUCUACGUAUUUACUUCGCUGGCUUUUCCUAGGAUUAUACUUAUCCCCAUUUCUUGUUAGGUCAAUCAAUAUUCAAAAACAAAAAUGAAACGAACAUUCAGGCAGAUUAAUGUGCUCCUUCAAGAAAAAUGUAAAUGACAAAUAUAUAUAAAUAUGAACAUCAAAUCUCGGCUAAAGAUGAAAUAAAUGAUAUAAAUUUGUACAGCUAUGCACAUGUGUCUAGUCAAGAAAAUGCCCUCGAUGUCAAAGGAACGAUUUAAUGAACACGAUAUCGAUUUUUACGAUUUUUGUAAUAUAUGCAAGUAUUCUGUUUAGUAUUUGAGUAAUGACGACCAAGCAGGAGCCUGUCUAGUUAUAUCGGUUGUUGAAAAAAAUGAACAAGCAUGAUGCAAGUCAAGAAUUAUGUGUAUCUCCACAAACGCAGCAGGCACUCAUACUCAAUCUUCAGAUUUACCAACCAAGAAUAAGAUGAACCUAUCACCACGUCCGAUAGUGCCACGACUCGAUGGACGAUAAUUAAGUGUUGGUAGUCCUUCUGACUGAGGCUGUGCAUAUCCGCCUGAGUAUGCAGG